Durusdinium trenchii is the source of this 1129-nucleotide messenger RNA. NCBI's taxonomy places the organism in Eukaryota, Dinophyceae, Suessiales, Symbiodiniaceae. The record is from the annotation of a GenBank genome assembly.
ACCUUUGGCCAGUGGUUGCCCCUGUCACGUUUCACAUCCAGCUCCUUAGAUUCCCUUGCCGGAGCGCCAUGUUCUAUUGCUUCGAAGCGGGACAAAGGCUGUGCUCAGGAGCCUGCGAUGGAUGUGGGAACGCGUGUGAAUCCUGUGGCCGUGGUUGUGUGGACCUUUGCAAUCUUCUUGGGCGUGGCUGUGAGUCUUGCUGCCGUCCGAUUGCUCAAGUCACCAGCAGGCCGUUGGGCUGUUUCGUCAUCAUUGCUGCUAUAUUGAAUUGCCCUGCUGCUGCCUUGGCCUAUUCGACUUUGACAGAUCCCCAAGCACGAGAUUGCAAGGACGUCUCGACCUUCGCCUAUGGUGCCCUAGCGAUAGCAUUGAUCAACUUCAUAUUUUCCCUUUACUUGCAGUGGCGCCUGGAUGCAGCAAUUCGCUCCGGUCCACAGCAAGGUGCACGAGCUGUGCUCCAACAGGCAAACGGGAUUGUUCUCUAUGACUUUGGCUUCUGCAUUUACGUGUUCUUCUUCGUUGCUAGCAUCGUGUUUUGCUUUCUUGGCAUCGGGUGGUGGCAAAAUUGCCGCGUCAAAUCCUGGAAUGCUGUUUGGACGGCAGUACUGUUACUUCUGUUCGCCUUUUGGACAAUGAUCUUCGCAUGCUGCUGGGGUGGCUUUGUUGGCAAGAUUCAAGGGAAAGCACAGUGAAAAACACCUUUUGGAGCGAGACACAAAAGCUUGAUAUAACAUCACUCUUGCGAUUGUUGCUAGGAGCAAGAAGCUACUAGGGGCUCCUGGCAUCGCUACUAGGAGCAAGGACGCUACUAGGGGCUCCUGGCCAUACUACUAGGAACAAGAAGCUACUAGUAGCUAGAAGCUAUUACCCAGGAAUCUCCGUUGGCUGCUGGGGUGCCCUCGAGUCCUUGGGUGUAUCGUCCUCGCUUGCUAGCCUCUUCUUUGGUGUGGCGAGGGAACCUCCGGCUUUCGUUCCACCACCGGUAGACUACCGGCAGGGCCCAGCUAUGCAGCCUCAGCCCUCCCCUCCAGGUGGUGCAACUGCCUCGCAGGCAUUGUACGCAGCUGGUCAGUGAGGUGGUGGAAGUUGACAGGAUGUGACAGCAAAAGCGUGCUCGGUGAGAGCUCAG